AUGUCCCAGCUGGCCAUGUACGAGUACCAGCGGGAGGUGGUCCAGAGGGCUCUGCGGGGGGAGAAUAUUAUCGUGUGGCUACCCCCGGGAGCGGGGAAGACGCGAGCCGCCGUCUACGUGGCUCUCAAGCACCUGGAGACCACUCCCGGAGCCAAAGUGGUGGUCCUGGUACCUACGGUGCACCUGGUGGAGCAACACUACAGGAAGGAGUUCUUCCCCGGCCUCGGCCACGCCUACAAGGUGACGGCGGUGAGCGGCGACAGCGACGAGAAGAACUUUUUGGCCGCCACGCUACGCGACGCCCGCGUCCUGCUGUGCACGGCGCAGAUCCUCUUGAACGGCCUCACCUGCGACGAGGAAGCCAAACGCGUGGAGCUCUCGGACAUCACGCUGCUGGUGCUAGACGAGUGUCACCACACGCAAAAGGAAACGCCGUACAACAAGAUCAUGAGGCUCUACCUGGAGAAAAAGAUGGGGGGUGACGGAGCGCUGCCGCAGGUCCUGGGCCUCACGGCGUCGCCGGGGUCGGGAGGAGCCAAAAGCCUGGAACGGGCUGUGGACCAUGUACUACAGAUCUGCGCCAACUUGGACUGUGCCAUCGUUUCCACUCAAGAUUGUACUGAAGAGCUCCACAUGACUGUAAAAAGACCCCGCAAAACAUUUGACAUUGCGGAGAAAAGACAGGAAGAUCCGUUUGGCGAUCACGUGCAAUUGAUGAUGCGACACAUCCAUCGCUUCAUGAAGCCUCCCCCGGACUUGAUCUUUAAAGAGUUUGGCACUCAGGAGUACGAGAACGACGUAGUCACGCUGAAGAAAAAAGGCGUGGCGAACUACGACAGGCCGCUGCAGCAAUGCGCCAUCCACCUGCGCGAGUACAACGACGCGCUUUUGAUCCACGACACCCUGCUGGCGAGGGACGCGCUGUCCUCUCUCGAGGACUUCUACGCGGGCAAAGAGACCAACGUCAUCGACGACACGGACCGUUUUCUGCUGAAUCUUUUCAAAGAUCACCGGAGCGAGCUAACGGCGCUGGCGCGCGACCCGCUUUCGGAAAACCCCAAGAUGGCGCGGCUGGAGAGCACCCUGCUCGAGCACUUCGGUCCCAACGUCAAGUCUAGAGGCAUUCUCUUUAGCGGGACGCGCAAGAGCACUCAUUGCUUAAACCAGUGGGUGCGCGCCAAUGACAAGAUGCGCUUCGCCGGCAUCGAGCCCGCCGUCAUCACCGGCAGCGCCGCCAUGACGCAGGCGGAUCGCGACGACGCCAUCCGCAAAUUCCGCUCGGGCUCCGUCAACCUUUUGAUCGCCACCAGCGUGGCCGAAGAGGGCCUGGACAUCCCCCAAUGCGACCUGGUGGUGCGCUACGGACUCUUGACCAACGAGAUCGCCCAGCAGCAGGCCAGCGGCCGCGCCCGGGCCCCGGACAGCCGCUACGCCCUGGUGGCCCGGCGCGGCGGGCGCGAAGAGCGACGCGAGCACCUCAACGAUAGCCUGGAGGCGCUCACCGCCGAGGCCGUGGAAAGCGUCCGCCGGUUGAGCCCGGGAAAGUUCCGAGAGAAGAUCGCCCAACUCCAAGCGCUGGCGGCGUCUCGCGGGAAGCUGGCGGAGAUGCAAAUUUUGGAGAAAAACAGCUGCUACUCGGCCGCCGGCGUCCAGCUGCUGUGCUCUAACUGCUUGACGCCAGUGGCGCAAGGCGACCACAUCCAGCUGGUGGAAAAAAUGCAUUACGUCAAUGUCCGGCCAGAAUUCCGGAAUCACUACUACAAGGAAGGUGCGCCACUCCGUUUUGGCAAGACGUUCGAGGACUGGGAGCCAGGCUGCAUCAUCAAGUGCAAAAAGUGCAAUGAGCAGUGGGGCUUUGAGAUGAAGUACCGCAAGGCGGCGCUGCUGCCCAACCUGGCCAUCAAGAACUUUGUCCUUCAGACGCCCGGCGGAAGGACCACGGUAAAGAAGUGGAAGGAUGUCCCGUUCUGCGUGCAGCAUUUCGACUUUGCCCAAUUCUGCCGAAAACACUACCGAGAUUUGCUGGACUCGUAA
Nerophis lumbriciformis (worm pipefish) is the source of this 2034-nucleotide messenger RNA. The record is from RefSeq and is a predicted model, not a curated record. NCBI's taxonomy places the organism in Eukaryota, Metazoa, Chordata, Actinopteri, Syngnathiformes, Syngnathidae.